AUGUUUGGCUUCAUACGAUUGAUUGGAUAUGUCAAGUUGAUCGAAUGCUUAUCUUUAGGACAUGCUCGCUACAGACGUCAAUCGUUGGAUGCAUCGCAUACUCCACAAAUAGAUCUUAAUAUUACCGUCCCAUACAUAUUCAGUGCAAGACUCUAUCCGUACGGUAAACAAAAAGGUGAUCAGCUACUAACUGGCAGUGUGCAGUCGUUGAAACUUUCAGCGCCGAUCAAUUUCCUCGGUCAAAAAUACGAAAAGCUCUAUAUUCGUCGUGAUGGUUCUAUCGCAUUCUCAAGUCGGUCUGUUAAACCGUCCAAACUACCCACCAAAGAGCCAAUCAUUGCCGUUUACUGGAUGCCUUCAGAAGGCGGCAAUGUCCACUAUCGUGAAACCACUGAACAAUCCGUCCUGAAUCUGGCUCAGAAUGAGGUGAACAUUCAGUACCGUUACGGUUCAUCCUUUAAACCGCAUUCGGUUGUUGUUGUCACGUGGGAGAACACUCACGAUCGAAGUGAUAAGUCAUCCGAAGGAAAUCUCUUCCAAAUUGCGCUUAUCUACAGUGAAAGUGGUACUUUUGCGCACGUUGUCUACAGUAAACUCAUCUCAAAUAACGAUGCUAUUGCCGGUUUCAGUGGUCAGGACGAUCAUUAUUCGUUGCCUGAAUCAGGAACGCAUGAUGCCAUUCAGUUAGCCGAGAAGAGUGAUAUCGGUAUUCCGGGAGAGUUCGUUUUCCGGAUUGAUGCUGAUCGUGUGUUUUUGUGUGGCGCUGGCUUUAAGGGUUUGGAAUGUAUCGAUGCUUGUGGCACAACUGAAUGGGGUCUUGAUUGCUCACGUGAAUGCCAUUGUGAGGGUGGAUCACAAUGUAACGCCGAAACUGGUAUAUGCGCAAACGGUAGAUGCAAUCCAGGAUGGACCGGAGAGCCGAUUUGUGAUGAUGGUAAUGAAGUUGAAAAUAUUGAUGAGUGUGCAGCCGCAUCUAAGGAUUUGUGUCCACCAGAACAACCGGAUUGUUUGAAUACACCUGGUGCUUUUCUGUGCCUGUGUUUCGAAUACGAUAACGCUACAAAAACUUGCAAAGGAUCACCACCACUCGAAAAGCCAUCAGAAAGUGAGCAGAUUCCCGUAAAAGUGGUCCCACUUCAGCCCGUACUUAUCGCCAAUACCCAACAACCUCUCACCGUAACUCUCACAAUCCCAACUGAGCCAGCCUCUACCGAAACAUCUAUUGCAUCAUCUGCAUCAACUUCUACUCCAUCAGCACCUGAAACUGCCGCCUCACCUUCAGAAUCUGCCGAACUUUCAAGCUUAAUGACUGCAGAAACGUUCCGAUCAACAACUCCUGAUGUUACAGUUGAAUCCAAAUCGCAAUCGCCCACUUCAGAAUCAAGCACUACUCAGCAGCAAACGACUCCAUCUACGACUCAGUUUGAAGCUACGACUCAGUCACCAUCCGUCACAGAUCCUACCACUUCAGCUACUACCAAAGCUAUCUCAACAACCACUUCUUCUCCAUCGUCACAAACAAUUCGCUUCAGUCCAGUUACUAUUCGGCCAGUUUUCGGUACCACAUCAUCGCCAUGCAAAUGCGGUCAAAACGCUGAGUGUAUCUCGGGUGUUUGUCAAUGCAAACAGGGUUGGACAGGUGAUGGUCAGCUUUGUACGGAUAUCAACGAAUGUUUCGGAGAGCCGAGUAUUUGUGGACCACAUUCGAUAUGCGAGAAUAGUGCUGGAUCGUACACUUGCCAGUGCGAUAUCGGAUAUAUCUUCGAUAAUGAAGGGAAAUGUGUUGAUAUGGAUGAAUGCGCUGAAGGUGUUGUUGUAUGUGGUGAUGGUAAGAAUAGUUCAGUGUGCGUGAAUACAGACGGUGCUUAUGAGUGUCGUUGUGCACCAGGAUAUGUGGGGCAUCCUGACACUCAACAUGGAUGCAAUGAUAUUGACGAGUGUCAGUUGUCGGACUUUUACUGUGGUGAGAAAGGUGUUUGCAAGAAUACAAUCGGAAGUUAUGAAUGCGAAUGCUCAGAGGGAUAUCAACAAGACGUGGAAGGAGGCCAAUGUGUUGAUAUCGAUGAGUGCAAAUAUGAUCCAUGCGAUAAGGCUGCAUUGUGCACUAAUUUACCCGGUACCUUCAAGUGUACAUGCAUCGAUGGUUUCAUCGGUAAUGGAAUUGAAUGCCACGAAACGAUUAUGUAUCCGAUUGAAAAUCCAAAUCUGGUUCUUCAGUCCGUUAUGAACUCACUCGGUGAACUUGAACUGCAAAUACCGAUUGCAUUGUUCGGAAACCUGUACAGGAAUCUCUUUUCCGUUAUGAACUCACUCGGUGAACUUGAACUGCAAAUACCGAUUGCAUUGUUCGGAAACCUGUACAGGAAUCUCUUUAUAAUCUCGAAUGGUGCCGUAAGUUUCGGUUCACCGUUAAAGCUUCUCAGCAAGGAUCCGCCUGAAUUUCCCGCAUUUGUUCCACUCUAUCAACAAUACGAUCUUCAACGAGGUGGCAACAUUUUCGUGAAAGUUAUCAAUGAGGAUGAUGCACUCAACUACGCACUUUUGACACGAUCUUCGCUGAUGGUUCAAGACAGGUUCCAUGAACGCGAAUUCAGGACACGUUCUCUGAUCAUCAUAUCGUUCGAUAAAUUGAUUCAAUUCGAAACUGAUCAGUUGAAUACAUUCCAAGUGGUAAUAGCUCAAGGCAUGAAUGCCACCUUCUUAACGUAUCUCUACGAGGAGGUCGAAUGUGAUAACGCAGUUAGUGGUUUCUCAUCAGGAGGCGAAUUCUUUGAGUUGCCUUUUGAGUUGUUGAUGAACAGUUCAAAUAUUGGUGAGAAAGGCAAAUGGAUGUUCCGAGUUGAUCAAAAAGAACCAGUGAGAUGUCCUGCUGGCACCCUGAAUCCACCACUUUGUCAAAAAGAAUGUGCGGCUGGUAAAUGGGGAUUCAGUUGCCAUAAUGACUGUCAUUGUGCAAAUAACAUACCAUGCGAUUUCUCAACUGGUUUCUGCUCAAAUGCACGAUGUGCUGAAGGCUGGAGUGGUAUCAAUUGUUUCGAAGAUCAGCCGGAAUGCAUCUGUAAUGAUGGCUAUCAUGGAGAUGGCUUCAGCUGUCAGCUAAUCGAGAGGCUUCUGGAACGUCCAUCUGAGCCAACUGAUGAAGAUGAACCGAAAGUGAUAACUGAUGGUAUCCCGCUGUCAAUACCGGGUAAAAUUGGUCGUGAAGAAGGAUUCGAUGAAACACCCUUCCUGGCUAGCAAUUGGAUUACCGAAAAGUCAUCACCGGAAGUCACAUCAAGGAGUACAAAGAAACCAUUCGUAACACCAAGUGAGCCAAUCGCAAAGGAUUAUAACGAUAUUGAAAAUGAGGUUUUGAUUGGUGGUCGAACGAUGGAUGACGACACUGAUAACGCUAGUUGUGCGUUUUUCUUUCGACCAAUUUUUUAA
This is a messenger RNA of Anisakis simplex (herring worm), 3426 nucleotides long. The record is from the annotation of a GenBank genome assembly. Lineage: Eukaryota; Metazoa; Nematoda; Chromadorea; Rhabditida; Anisakidae.